AUGAAUAAAGUUUAAAAUAAUUAAAAUAGGUAAGCCAAUUCAAUAAAAUAAAUUGUCAAAGCCAAUUAAAGAACUAUUCAAGAAGAACUUAAUUAGAUUUUAGAAUAAAAUAGAUAAAUCCUAUAAAAUACUUCUUCUAAUGAAUUUUUAAAAUUAUGGUUUGAAUUAAAUGCUGAAGAAAGAUCAAAAUUCAUACUGUCAGGAUAUCAUGAUUUAUCCAAUUUUGUUUAAUAAGAAUAAAAAUCUAAUUUAAAAAAUUUCAAUCAGAUUUUGAAAGCUGUCAACUUUUUUGAUGGAGUACCUUGGCACUAUAAAAUUACAAGUUAUUAUAAUUAAUACUUUAGAUAAAUUUACCUAAAAUGUUUGUAGCAUAAGCUAACAUUAUAUAAAAGUCUUGGCUUAUUUAAAAACAAUUCUUUAAGGCUAUUUUUCAAUUAGUAAUUAAGUGAUGAUUACAAAUGUUAUUGAUAUUGAGCAUUUAUCAAUCUUUUAAGCCUACUUUUAAACGUAAACAGAAGAAGGAUUUACAUUCUUUUGGGAAGUGGCAAUUGAUAAAGUUCCAAAAUUAAUUUGUCAAAAUAAGUCUAAUAUCAAGUAAAUUAUUGGAUUUCAUUUCUAUCAUACUAUUACAUUUAUUGAUAUAAAAUUUAUGAAAAUUCUUGAUAAAGAUGUUAAAUUAAUUAUCUAAAAUUAUCAUAAUGAAAUUAAAUGUUCUUAUAAUAGAAAAGGAAUUGAUUAUUAAACAAUAUAGGAAAUAUAAGAAUAAUAUGAAAAAGAAAUAUAUAAACAAUAAUUGUUUAUUAAGUCUACACAUAAUAAUAAUUCAUAUUGGGAAUUAAAUUAUAAUUUAAAGAACAAUGAUAUAGUAAAAUGGUUAAGUCAUAAUUUUUUACCUAUAUUUUUAAAUAAAUAAGAGUAAGCGACUUAUUAAUUUGAUGUAUCAAGUUAAAAGUGGAUUAAUAAAAUUGAUGACUAUAUUUAAUAAAGUGAAGAAAACAUGUUAUUCAAUAAGGAUUUAAUUUAAAGACUUGCUGAUUUUACAUCAUCAUCAUCAAAAUUAGUAGAUUUUUUAUUGAAAAUUCCUAAUUUCAGCAUAAAAUUAACUGAUCAAUAACAGUAAAUUAUUGGUUUAGAGGGGAAAAUUAUAUUUACUGGCAGAAGUGGCACAGGAAAAACUACAUGUUUGAUUCUAAGACUUUUAGCAAUGAAACAUAUUUUUAAACUUAGAUUAGAAAUGCAUAAAAGAAAAAAUCCUUCAAUUUAAAUUGAUAGCAUAUAAUUUUGUUGUCUAUUCAUUAGCAAUAAUAAUAUUCUAUCAAAUUAAGCAAAAAAUUACUAUAAAAAAUUGAAUGAUUAAGUUUAAGAAGAAUUGAAUAAAAAUAAAUUGAAAAGAAAUUAUUAAAAUUCAUAAAAUAUAUUUUAGACUUAAGAAGUUUAAAAAAAUAAUUAUAGACAAAAUUUACUAACUUAAGGAUCUUUAAAUGAAAUAAUUUAGUAAGAUUAUCCUUUAUUUUUAACAAUCUAAUAAUUUAUUUUUAUGAUUGAUUAAUGUUUAAAUAAACCAUUCUUUUCUUAAAAUCAAUCUUAAGAAAACUGUAGUCAUAACUAUUUUAUAGCAAGUAAAAAUAUCUAAGAUAUGUCUUUUUAAAUUUCUAAUCAAAACUAAAAAAGUAACCUAUUUAUGAAAUAAGAAAUAGAUUAAGAAAGUGAAAUUAAUUUUAUUGAUUUAAUUUAAUAAUAAUUAAACGAAAGGAAUAAUGAAGAAAAUAAAUUUGAAAAAUAAAACUUGAAGGAUGAAUUAUAAAAAUAGGUUAAUGAUUAAGAAAUAGAUUUUCCAUUUUUUCUAAGAAAUUUUUGGAUUAAGAAAUUUUCUAAUGUUGAUCUAAAUCCUCAUUUUGUUUGGACAUAUAUUUAUUCUCAUAUUAAAGGAGGCUCUAAUGCUCAUGAAUAUCCUGGACACUAUAUUCCUAAGAGCAUAUUUUUAAAUAUGAUUAAUAAUAAUCAUAAAGAGUUCAAUAUUUUAUAUGAUAUCUUUAUUUAAUAUGAAAAAUGGAGAAUAGAUUAAGGAUACCAUGAUUUAUUGGAUGUAGUUAAUCAUAUCUUAAUUUAACUCAAAUAAGAUUAAUUAUGUAUCCCACAAAUUCAUUAUUUAUUUAUUGAUGAGAUAUAAGAUUUACCUGAAGCUAUUAUACUAUUAUUUGAAAAAAUAGCACUUUUAGGAACAAUAUACAGUGGUGAUACAGCUUAGAACAUAUCUUAAGGAGUUGGAUUCAGAUUUUUAACUAUAUAAGAAUUAUCAUCAAAUAAUGAUAAGGUUAAUGAAAAUCAUUAUCAUUAAUCAGAUUAAAUUCUUAAAACUUUAGAUUAAAAUUUUAGAUCAAAUUCUAAAAUAUUGAAUUUAGCAAACUCAGUUGUUUCCUUAAUUUAAAUAUAUUUUCCAAAAACAAUUGAUAUUCUUAAGAAAGAAUCUUCCAAUUUUAUAGGUAAUAAGCCAAUUAUUAUUAAUGGAAAUUUAGAUUUAUUAUUUUAUUUAUUUGAAGGACUAGAUAACUCUAUAAUAAAUUAGGAAAUAUAAAAAUUACCAAUUUAAUUAGGAUUUAGUUCUGUCAUUAUUGUAAAAAAUUAGGAAUCUAAGAAAAAUGUACCUAAACUAUUAUAACAUAUAUUAAUUUUGUCAAUUAAUGAAGUGAAAGGCUUAGAGUUUGAGAAUGUUAUUCUUUAUAAUUUCUUUUCUGAUAGUAAUAUUAGAGAAUCUGAAUGGAAAUAAUUGUAAACUUGUGAGGUUAUAGAUGAGGAAAUGAAUAAAUAAUCAUUUUUAAAUAGUUUUACUAAAGAAUAAACAAUAGAUUAUUAUACUACCUAUUUUACUGGGUAUGAUGAUAAAGAUGGAAAUGUAUUAAUCAAAAGAAUGAUAUCUUAUAUUAAAUAUUAUGAUGAGUUUUCUUAUAGUAAAAGUGGUUUAUGCAAUGAAUUAAAAUAACUAUAUAUUGCAAUAACGAGAUCUAGGUCGUCUUUGUAUAUUUUUGAUGAAAAGCCAUAAGCAAGAAGAUGGAUAGAAUAAAUUUGGAAAAACCUUCAUUUAAUUGAAAUUUUUGACUAAUCAUUAUUUGAUCAUUAAAGAUUUUAAAAUAAUAUUUAGAUUAAAUCUAAAAUUUAAUGGAAUAAACAAGGUAAAAUUAUGUUUCAAAAACAAUUAUAUGAACAAGCAGAAAAGUGUUUUGAAUUCUCUGAAGACUAUUCAUACUUAAAAAAAGCCAAGGGUUUUAAAUUAGCCACUGAAGGUUGCUAACUAAUUUUAUCUUUUUAAUAAGCAAGUAAAAAAUAUUAAAAGUUAAAGGAUAAAAAUGAAAAAAUAAGUAAUUUAAAGUAACAGUAUUAAGCAAAAUUUAUAGAAGCUGCACAAUUGUUUUAAGAUACUCUAAAUUUGAGAUAAGCAGCAUAGUGUUUUUACUUUUGUGAAUAAUAUGAUUAAGCAUCAUAAAUAUAUGCUAGUCUUGAGCUAUUUUAAGAGGCAGGUGAAGCAGCUUAUAAAUCUGAAAAAUAUAUUGAAGCAGCUAAAUACUUUUUAAAAUGUUAAGAUAUUUAAAAUACUAUAAACUCAUAUGAAAAAGCAAAAGAAUUUGAGUAAAUCUUAUAAAUUCUUCAUUAAUAAAAGGAUAAAAUUAAUGAUUUUAUUAGAAAAUCCUUUUUAUAGAAAUAUUUUCCAUUUUUUUUAAAGAAAUUGACUAUUGAAAUUGAAAAUAAAUAACUAAAGAAUUAUUAAUAAAAUCCUGAAGAGGUAUUAGCAAAAAAAUUUAUUAUGUCCAAGAUAGAUAUAGACGAUGAUAGAAAUCUUAAUGAUUAUAGUAGCUCUAAAAAAUUAAACAAUCAAUCUGAAAGCUUUUCAUUUGAAUCAAUAAAAUAAUUUAAAGAAUAAAAGGAAAGUAUACCCGAUUUUGAAUCUUUUUAUAUUUAAUAGAAUAAUCUAUCUAAUUUUGAAGAGGAUUCUUUUAUUUAAUAUGAAUUAGAUUAAUAUUAUGAAUACCUUGAAGAAGAGGGGUUCCUAAAUAUAAAUUUAAUAGAAUAUUCCAUAAUUACUUCUUAAAGAGAAUCCAUAUUAAAAUCUGAUAUUUAAUGUAUCAAUUCUAAUUAAAAAAGUACUAAAAUUAAAGAUUCAGUAUUAAAAAAAUUAUUUAAAUACAUAGCAAUGUUUUCAAAUGAAUUUUCGAUACCUUUAUUAACAAAUUUUAAUUAUUAAGCAGAAUAAUAGUCAAAUUUUAAUAAGAUUCAUAUUGAAUAAUUAGAUAAUCCAGAUGAUUAACUAAUAGAUCUUAAUUCAAUAGAUUAAUCAUUAAUAUUUUAUGUAUUAGAUGUAUUAAAUCAAUUCAAAAAUUAUAAAUUAUGUAUUUUAAUUUGCAAUAGGUAUAAUUUAUACAAUCAUUUGAUAAAAUACUUAAGCAAAAUUUUUAUAUCAUUAUCUCCUUUAUUAUAAUAAUCAUUUGGAUUCAAUUCUUUUAAUAAAUAUAACUUGGAAUUUAGUGAAUUAUUAAUAAAAAAAGGAAAAGUAGCAUCAAUUACAUUUCAUUAAAUAUUUAAUAUGAUUGACUCUAAAUACUUAACCUUAAAAUUUAAUUAAAAUGAUUUGAUUCCUACCAAAUAUUUAGGUACUGAUUUUUAUACCUUAUUGAUUUUGCUUGGAUAUUGGAAUAAAAUUAUUUAUUAAUUAGAUUAUCAACAUUCAUUAUCAGUUUGCUCAUUAUUUAUGAACUUUAAAAGUUGGAAAUGCAUUUUUUGGAUAAAUGUUAUCUACUCACUUAACAAUUCAUUAUAAUCCAAUAAUAUCAUAGAUCCAUAAUAAUUAAAUUAAGUUUUAAUUAAAUUAUAAUAAGCAAAAUAGAAUUUAAAUAUAUGCUUAUAAAACAAAAACAUAUAAUUAGAAGAUUUCAAUUUUGAUUAGCCUUUAAUGAAAUUAGACAUAUAAUAUGCUAUUAUCUACUUAGAGUAAUAUUAUGAGUAAUAAAUAAUGUAAUUAAUUGCUAAUUAUAAAAUUCCUUAAUGGUUGUAUUUUCGAAAAUCUACUGUAAAUUAUAUUGAAAAAAUUGAAAUAAAUAAUAUAUAAACUCAUCAUAUCAUCUUUAAUUUGAGUGAAGAAUUUUUUAGGAGUGUUCUUACUGAAACUAAAUUAAAUAAUUAAAUUAUCAAUUAAUUGAUUUAAAAUUUGGAAUUUAAAAAUGCUAUUGUUGAUGAUUUAUAAUUAUUUUAAUCUGUUUAUUUGAUUUUAUUUUAUUGCUAAUAAAUUUUACAUAAUAAACCUUAUUAAUUAAUCAAUAGGAUAUAGGAUAUGAGUUGUAAAUAGUAUAAUAAAUUAAUAGAAUGUUUAAAUUCAAUUAUUAGAAUCUUUAAUACUAAUUAAGAUAAUUUUUAGAAGCAUCGCUCAAUAUUAAUAAGAAGUAUUUUAAGUUAUUUUAAAGUGAGACAGCCAGAUAAUAAUAAUUUACUCCAUCCAUUUAUUAAUUAAUUGAUUAUUCAUAAAUAGUCAAUUAUUCUUGAUGAAAUAGUAAAAUAAUAAGAUUCACAAGAUAAUUUAUUUAUUGUUGAUAUUGAUUUAAAUUUUGUUCUUGUACCUAGAGUGCUAAUAAUUUAAUCUAUAACUAAGAAAUUAUAUUAAGAAAUAUAAGAUUUAAAUGAUUUAAGAAAAAUGUGUUUGGAUGAUUUUAAUCCUAAACACUACAAUUCUUUUUAAGAUAAUUUUGAAAUCAUUUGUGAUCAUUAUAAUUUUGGAAUACAUACUUAAUAUUAUAAAAGUAUCUCUUAAUAAAAUAAGUAGAUUCAAUAAUAAAGGCUAAAUUUAGUUAGUGAUGGAAUUUAAAAACAUCAGAAAUUAUUAUUUACAAAAUCAACAAUCUAUAAAAACUAAGGAUUAUUAAAAUUAUUAUUAAAAAAUCCAUAUCUUUAAUGCAAUUCAGAAUACUUAUCUUUUUUUAUUAAUUAAGAAAGCUUAUAUAAAUUGAAAUAGUAAUAUCAAAACUCAUUAGAUUUCCAUAGCUAAAUGAUAAAAUCCAUAAUCUUACUAAAUUAUUCAAAUUGCAAUGAAUUUACUUAUCUUUUUAUAAAUAAUAAAAUUCUAUAAGGAUAUGGAAACUAAUAUGAUAAAUAUCUAGAUUUUCUUAAAUUUAUUUUAUAUAAAAAAUGGAAUAUGAUAGAUCAAGCAACAUUGGUUUUUUUUAAUUACAUAUCAGCAGCUAAGAAUGAGAUUACAGAGGAAGAACUAAUCUAUAAUUUAAUUUUUUUAUUUCUUCAUAAUAUUGUUGGAUUAAGUCUCAAUUUCAAGGAAAGAUGUCUAAUAUAUAUAUCAAGAUCAUAUACUAUUUAUUUCAAUCAUAUUAAUGAAAGAAAGGGAAACACUUAUUAUUCAUAAAUAAAUAUUCAUCCUAUUUAAAAUUAAGAUAAUCUUUAAAAGAUUAUUGAAUAAUUAAUAAAUAUAAGUAAAAUUAAUCCUACUUUAAAUUAAAAGAAAAUAUAAUAAUUAAUAUAUAUUUUGCUUAUAAAUUUAGAUGAGAUUUCUUAAGAAAUUAAAUAAUUGAUUUAUGAUAGAUUUUUAUAAAUUAAAGAAAAAUCAAAUGAAAAAGGAUUGUAUGAUCAAAUCAUCAUUCUAAUGAAUAAGCCUUUAUAGAUGAGAGUAUAAAUUUUAUAGAAAAAUGAAAAUACCUCUCUUUACCUAAAAAAUGAAGAGCUUUUUUGUAUAGAGUUUGAAAAAUAAAUAGAUAAGAACUUGCUACAAUAAGAUUCUUAAUAAUGGAUUCAAUUAAAUAAAAAAUAUGAACUUUUAAUGAAAUAAUCAAAAAGUAUUCUUAAAGCUUAUAGAGUUUAUAAAUAAUAAAACAUGACCUUCAACACUAUCCCAAAAUUUUCAUUUGGAGAAUAUCAUUUUACUAGCAAUUUUAAAGUAUCUCAAUUUAUAAAUAUCAUUAAUAUUUGUAUAAGCAUAAGAAGCAAAUUAGUUUAAAUAUUUUACUAAUCAAAGAAUCAAGAAGUAAAUGUCAUUUAUAAGAAUAUAAAUUAAUUAAAGUAAUUAUAGGAAAUAGAAAAUGAAUUUUAUAACUCAUAUCUAUGCUUUGAAUCUAAAAAUAUUUCUAAAAUUGAAUUUAUGUAAUAAUUCUCAUAUUAAAUGGAAAAAUGUUAGCAAAUUAUUAAAGAAUAUAGCCUUAACGUUUGUUUGAAUGAGGAUUUAAUAGAUAAUAAAUUUAAAAUAUAGGAUACAUUCAAAAAAUAAUAAAAACAGCAAUCAAAUUCUAAAUUAUGA
Paramecium pentaurelia is the source of this 7282-nucleotide messenger RNA. Lineage: Eukaryota; Ciliophora; Oligohymenophorea; Peniculida; Parameciidae. The record is from the annotation of a GenBank genome assembly.